AAUCGAGUCAGACUCACUAGAGCAGUGAUCGAGUGAAGAACUAAUUUCUAGCAAGAAAUUACGAAUACGUGCAUAUUUUUGUGUGCCAUUAUUACUAACUAAAAGUGAAAAAUAGUAGAAAAUUGUUUAAUAAAAUUUCUACCAUGCCUGUGCCAACGGAGGAAGAACACAGUCACAAUAACCACGACUUUUUCGAACAGUUUCCUGAAAACUUUAAGUGGGGAAGCACCUCGUCCGCGACGCAGAUCGAGGGCGCCUGGAAUAUUGAUGGGAGAACGAUGUCCUGGUGGGACUCGAGCAGUCGGAAGGGGUCCACCACGCUGGAUCAGUCCCCACCUGAAGAGGGGGCUGAUUCCUAUAAUAAAUUCACGGAGGAUGUCCUCCUUCUGAAAAAUAUGAAUGCAACUUGUUACAAAUUUUCCUUAAGCUGGUCUCGCCUCCUUCCUGACGGAACGACGCACAAAGUGAACAAGGCUGGCGUCGACUAUUACAGCAAUUUGAUUGACACCCUGCUAAAAAAUGGGAUCGAGCCCAUCAUCGUCCUCUAUCACUGGGACUUUCCCCAAGAACUCUUUGAACGCCACCCGCUCAACUGGAUGGACAAAAAUGUGAUCAAAGCUUUCGGAAACUAUGCCCAAUUCUGUUUCAAGACGUUCGGAAGCCGUGUAAAGAGAUGGAUUGCGAUCCACGAUCCGUGGAAGCACAGCGAGUGUGGCUUCGGCUCGGGGGUUCAUCCCCCAAAUGUGCAAGGAUGGAAGAAAGGAACUCCACUGAAAGUGUUCAAAAAUUUGUUGAAAGCUCACUCCAUCGCUUAUCGAAUCUACAAUAAGGAAUUCCGUAGAAGACAAGGUGGCAGUGUGGGGAUCUCAAUCAAUUCAAAGUGCAUUUCCACGUCAGAAAGACACUUUUGCAAGGAUGAAAUUGCAGUGCCAGAUUUUGCGAGUUGUACUGAGUUGAGAACAAAUUUCAACCCGAACGCGUCGGCCGACUAUGGUUCAAUCUGUUGGGAAGAGAUCAAACAGACUUGCGCAGACUUUGUCGACCUGACGAACGAAGACCUCCACUCUGAACUCACGCUGGCAGAAAUCCGCGGAACCGGAAGUCUCGCCCAGAAGAGGAACAGUCUCCCAAACCUGAACAAUACCCGGGUGGUUCUCAACACGAUUAAGACUGAUCUCAACAACCCUGAAGUGCUCCUUUGUGGGAAGGGGUAUCCCUUGAUUGGGGCAGAAAUCACGAGUCUGGUCGACCUCAAGAGAACCCAGUACUUCAAAGCGCUGAGCAGCGAGAUCCUCAAGGCUGUGAUUCUUGACAAGUGCAACGUCGUCGGGUUUUUGCCAGGCACGCUGAUCGACAGUUGGGAAUGGGAGAACGGAUUCACGAUUUCGUAUGGUCUUCACCAAGUCAAAUUUGAUAACCCGUUGAAGCACAGGAUUCAAAGACUUUCGGCGAAAUAUUUGACUAAGCUGUUUGACAUGCAUGGGUUCUCGAAACAUUGGGAUAUCCAUUCUGUUGAGAUGUUGUAGUUGUAUUGUAGUCACUUUUAAUUACUUGUUCGCCCUGUCACGAUUUAAAUUCCGAUAGUAAUUUAUUAAAUAAAAUGGAAUGCGUUAUAUAUAUA
Molecule: messenger RNA, 1621 nt
Organism: Folsomia candida
Lineage: Eukaryota; Metazoa; Arthropoda; Collembola; Entomobryomorpha; Isotomidae
Product: cytosolic beta-glucosidase
Exons: 3
Coding region: 144-1526 (460 amino acids)
Biological process (GO): carbohydrate metabolic process
Molecular function (GO): beta-glucosidase activity
Source: RefSeq, a predicted model, not a curated record